AUGGAUCUGCGGUUUCUAUGUUCUCUUUUGUUGUUUUUUGUCGCAGAAGUGACCACAACCAAGAUCAAAGCUUCAGGGAACACAACAGUUCCGCCACUAAUAGUAUUCGGAGAUUCGAUAAUGGAUACUGGAAAUAAUAAUGACAUUCCAACUCUUCUGAAGUCUAACUUUCCUCCUUAUGGGAAAGAGUUUCCUGGUGGCAUUCCUACCGGUAGAUUUUCAGAUGGAAAAGUUCCAUCAGACAUCAUUGCGAAUACAUUGGGGAUAGCAAAGACGAUACCACCAUACUUAGGCUCAAAUCUAAAGCCAAAUGAUCUUCUUAAGGGUGUAGUCUUUGCUUCUGGAGGUUCCGGUUAUGAUCCAUUAACAUCUAAACUAUUGUCUGUAGUACCAAUGUCAGAUCAACUCGAAUAUUUUCAAGAAUAUUUGUCAAAAAUUAAGCAACACUUUGGAGAAGAAAAGGUUAAGUUUAUAUUGGAGAAAAGUGUGUUUCUAGUGGUCGCUAGCAGUAAUGAUCUCGGCGAGACUUAUUGGGUUCGAUCGCUUGAAUACAGUCGUAACGCAUACGCUGAAUAUUUGGCAGACUUGGCUUCAGAGUUUAUCAAAAAAUUAUCUGGACUCGGAGCUAAGAAAAUAGGAGUGUUUAGCGCAGUGCCAGUUGGAUGCGUACCGGCACAAAGAACACUCUUCGGAGGUUUCAAAAGAGAAUGUUAUGAAACUCUGAACAAAAUGGCAAUUCAUUUCAACUCAAAGUUAUCAUCUAGUAUGGAUGCUCUACAGAAAGAGUUGCCCAGCAAACUAGUAUAUAUUGACAUUUACGAAGCUCUUCAUGACAUCAUGACAAACUCUUCGAAAUACGGGUUUAAAGUAGCAGAUAAAGGAUGUUGCGGUACAGGAAGAGUUGAGUUAUCUGUAUUGUGCAACAAACUUGCUCCUUUCACGUGUUUGGUUCCAUCGACUCAUGUGUUCUUUGACUCUUAUCAUCCAACUGAAAAAGCUUACCAAAUUAUCACUGAUAAAUUGAUGAAAAAAUACCAGAAGUACCUUGGCAACUGA
Molecule: messenger RNA, 1056 nt
Organism: Brassica napus (rape)
Lineage: Eukaryota; Viridiplantae; Streptophyta; Magnoliopsida; Brassicales; Brassicaceae
Product: GDSL esterase/lipase At3g14820-like
Exons: 6
Coding region: 1-1056 (351 amino acids)
Biological process (GO): lipid metabolic process
Cellular component (GO): extracellular region
Molecular function (GO): lipase activity
Source: RefSeq, a predicted model, not a curated record